Molecule: messenger RNA, 519 nt
Organism: Dicrocoelium dendriticum
Lineage: Eukaryota; Metazoa; Platyhelminthes; Trematoda; Plagiorchiida; Dicrocoeliidae
Source: the annotation of a GenBank genome assembly
AUGGAUAGACCACAAGUUUUCACUAUUGCAUUUCUGCUAAUUUUUGUCAUAUCGAACGUGUGGACGGCCCGACCGUUGACGCCAUACCAACGAACCUUCACUCCUAUACGCAACAUCAGUUGUUCCCAAUGUCAUAUGGAAUUCGAACCACCAGCUGGGGGUUACAACUUCGUCGAGUUGGAAAUGAAGCGUCGCGAGUGCCUUGAUGAACCACAGAAGUUUUUCAGACCCUGUCCGAAGGAUGAGGAGGUUGCCCCACGAGGAUGCGGCAAGAUUACAACGUAUGCGAAGUCACAUAUCGGUCAUGGGCGAACACAUGAAGUGACGAUGGUUCGGAGAUUUUGUGCAUCUGAGGGUGCCGAACCCGAAGAGAUCCAAUGUCAAUUUAGUGCAUCUCCCGGCGGUUACAUGGAGUCGUGUAUCUGUGGCCACGAUAAUUGCAACUUCGCCAACCCUCUCGCGAAAUGCACAAGUGCUCUCAUGCUCACGGUUGCAAUGUCGAUUUGCAGCGUUCUGUAG